AUGCUCCGCUGAGUCCGCUGAUGACUGACCCGCCAAGUGACUGUCGGGUCGGUGCCGGCGGCGGCGGCUCCACGAUUCCGCGGACAGGAGCCUCGCUUGAAUAUUUUACAAGUCUGCCUUUCAAAUGGAAGCGGGCGGCUUCGUGUCACAGCGACCUUCUCUAGACACGCCGGGCGUCGAUAAACGGGUUGCAGGGGUCGCCGGCGGCGCAGACGUUCGAUGGCUGGGCGGCACAUUGCUGGGCACCUCGGGAGGAUUUGUCAGUGGGUUACCCGCGAAGAUGUCUGGAGAGCAGGAUUUUACCCCGGUUUUGCAUCGAGCUGCCGUGGAGUCCUCGCCCGAGGUCGACUAUGAGGGGUUGCCUCAGGGAGCCACCACCGGUACUCACAUGCUGGCCGGUGCCGUGGCUGGAAUCAUGGAACACUGUCUUAUGUACCCCAUCGAUUGUGUGAAGACUCGCAUGCAGAGCUUGCGGCCCGAGCCCAACGCGCGCUACCGCAACGUGAUGGACGCCCUGAGGCAGAUCGUGCGCACAGAGGGAAUUUGGCGACCGAUCCGCGGCGUCAAUGUGCUGGCGGUGGGCGCCGGACCCGCCCACGCACUCUACUUUGCCUGCUAUGAGCGCAUCAAGUUCACAUUGAGCAAUGCCAUCCACCCAGGCGCCAACAGUCACUUUGCUAAUGGAGUGGCUGGCUGCAUGGCCACUGUAAUCCACGAUGCCAUGAUGAACCCGGCUGAAGUGGUUAAACAGCGCAUCCAAAUGUUUGGCUCGCCCUACCGCGGCAUGCUGGACUGCGUGGGCACCACACUCCGCCAGGAGGGUCCGGCGGCCUUUUACCGCAGCUACACCACGCAGCUGACCAUGAACGUGCCUUUCCAGGCGCUCCACUUCAUGACUUACGAGUACCUGCAGGAGGCGCUCAACCCUCACAGACAAUAUAACCCCACCUCGCACGUGGUGUCUGGAGCGCUGGCCGGCGCGCUGGCCGCCGCCGUCACUACGCCACUCGACGUUUGCAAAACACUGCUCAACACGCAGGAAGUGGCUGUCGCGCACGUCCUGCAGGCUGACGUGGGCGGCUCGCCGGCUGUCCGCCGCAUCUCCGGCUUGGGCGAGGCCUUCCGGACGGUGUACCGCACAGGCGGCGUAGCGGCCUUCUUCAAGGGCGUGCAAGCCCGUGUUAUUUACCAGAUGCCCUCCACUGCCAUCAGUUGGUCCGUCUACGAAUUCUUCAAGUACGUCAUCACCAAGCGGCAGCACGAGAAGCGUCUGCGCGGAGACGCCGACAAAUGAGAGGGGAGCGAGCGCUUCACUAGUGAAGCGUGAGAAUUUUUCAAUGAGAGAGUUGGCCAGUAGGUGCCGACAAAUGCAAGUUAUGUAGUGGCAGCCAGUCAUGAUGUGAACAGCCUCCAAACACUACUGUAAGCAGGCAAAUGUAUUCAUGCGAGAGAAUCAACACUAUCCUACUUAGUAUUCUAUCCUUAAAAACUGAAGAUUUACUGUGACAACAUGAGAAGUGAAGGUAAACGUGAUACUAUUAGCUUGAAUUUGGACUAUUUUAUAAGGUUACAUAUAAAAUCUAAAAAAUGUUUAACAAAUGUACAAGACCUAAAGAAACUUCUCAGGUUAACCCUCUAUAGACGAGUGAUUGCUGUCAAACCUCCCAGUCAAAAUAGAUUGUUGAGUGCUUUCAAUGGCACUGAAAGAUGAGCAUUCACAGCCACUUGUCCCAGUUUAAAUUCCUUGGACGGGUGUUGUUGUCAAUGGCAGCAAUUAAAUACAGUGGUACCUCGAGAUACGAUCGCUUCGACACACGAUCUUUUCGACAUCCGACGUAAAAUUUGACUCGCCACUUGUUUCUACAUCUGACGACAUGCUCUAAAUAAGACUAUCUAUGACAGCGCCUCAGUUUCUUUGUUUUCCCGCAAGACGGACGCAUGACAUAUUUUCUUGUGAGAGAAAUCAACAUGUUAGUGCAGGUGGUGGAAGAAACGAAAAAGGUGAUGCUUACCAUUGACAUGAAGAUGGAUAUGAUAGCAAAAUAUGAGUGUGUUGUGCGCAUGCUUGAUAUGACUUAACAAUACAGCCGUACACUGUCUAUUUCGGCGGUCAUCCUCCGUUCGCCACUCUUUAUAAGUUAAGGUGGCAAUUAUUAUUGUGGUCACAUCUCCAAAGAAAUCGCCAGCUUGGUCAGGUUUUUAAUCAUUUAUUCCAUCAAUUUGUGCAACACAACACGCCUAGUGUCCCCCGCAGCAAGUAAACUAAGAAAAAGGCUCACUCAGUCAAGUCAGCCACGCGAUGCGUUCAGGUACACCGCGCAAACACAUUCGCCACAUUAGAACCCGGUUUGUUAUAUUUUUACAGGUAUUAUUAUUACUGUUCCAAUUUUUUAUUCAUAAUAUAUUUGUUUUGCUCUUUGUAAUUGAUAUUUGCAAUAGUAACAUCAGUUUUUAUUAAGAAUUUAGUGUAGGUUUUUGGGCUGUGGAACGAAUUAAUGGAAUUAUGAUGUAUUCUUAUGGGAAAGUCCUGCUCGACAUACGACCAUUCCGACUUACAAACAAGGUCUUGGAACGAAUUAACUUCGGAUGUAGAGGUACCACUGUAUUAAGAAAUAAAAAAAAAAGAAAAAAACUUCAUAGUGUUAUUGAACUCCAUAACCAGAGUGUCUUUGUUUUUAUUCAACAGCAUUUUUUAUUUUUUCAUUAUUGACAAAAUUAUAUAAAAUAAAUAGAUUCAUGAAUAAAAUAAUGAUUAAUAGUAAUUUAAAUAUAUAUACACACAAGUGAGACCUGGCGUCCACAUAUGUGGACUUAACAUUUUGGGUCAUGCAGGCCACUCUUGAAUACCAAGUAAUUAUUGUUGCCUACAUUACCCAAAUUGUGAUGUCCAUUUAUGUGGACACCUGGUCUUGAUGGUAUAAGGUUUAUUUAUUUAUUUAUUUUUUAAUUACCCAAAUUAAUCACCUGUCCUAUAUAGGGUUAACCAUGAAUUUCAUUACUUGAAUCACCAAAACAAGAAUGAGAUUUAUUUUUUUUAAUUCAAAUUUUGGUUACCCUUUGCCCUGGGUGACUGAAUUGACCAAACCUAUGAAUUGACAAAACACUAUGCCUCCUAUGGGAGCUGGACAGUGGCCUGACCCAAAAUGGCUUUUCCACACCAAAUUGGAAAACAAAAAAAACCCCACAAUGCUAAAAGUAUUACCUACCCAUUUGAAUUCUUAGUGAAUUCCACCAAGUUGAAGUUCCAGUCUUCAAACUGACCCAGAAUUUUUUUGCUUUAAACUAAAAUGGCCAGUGUCCAUUUAAUUUCCGGGCAUGGGUCUUUGAGACAUUUUGGUACAGUACGUUAUAUAACCAUGUGUGGCAAAUUUAGCGAACUCAAACUCUGUUCAAAGCCUGUUCAAAGCCUCCUUUUUCUAUUCUGAAGCAACACUAGGUAACUUUUCAACCUUUAUAAAAUAUUUUCAUAUGUCUUAAUAUGUCAACUGACAAAUAGUUGAAUGAGACCUCUUUUAUAUCUUGAGGGCGUCUGUUUCGCUUUCACUGGCACUAAUUAACUUUGAGGAGGGCCAGACAAAAAAAACUACAAACGUGCCAACUGCUUUACGGCAUAUGUCACUUCCCCCCCUUUCCCCAUUCAUUAUAAAGACGGAAGUAUGUGAAUGCUUUCGCGCGAAUCCUUCAAAGAUGGCAGAGCAACAAAAGGUUUUGUCUGAGGAAAAACAAAGGGCUGCUACCAGGAAAGAAAUUUUUGAGGGGUUAGCUACACUAAGCCACAUGGUUGUUCACAGUCAUUGCUAUUGUUUAUUGUUUAGACUGGAUUCAUUAGAUUAUUGAUAUUAGUCCUUCACACGGCUACUGGAGAUUAUUGCUAUUCGUCCUUCACACGGCCACUGGAAACAGAAAUGUUGUUUAAUCCAUCUGCAGGCGACCGGGAGAUUGAUUUUUGAUUCAUUGAUGAUUUUACAACACUGUUCAGGUGUGCGCUGGUCCCAGUGGCGGAAAGUCUUCCUUGAAGCAAAACACUACCACUUUUAUCCGCCUGCGUCACUAAAAUCGACCAAACUGAAAAGUUACAAAGUGUUGCUUCAACUUCCUAAUAAUUCUAGAAAAAUUUAAUUUUGAUUCAUUUUCCAAUUUCAUCAAAUGACGUACAUAAAAAUAUUUUGUGAACUACUGUUUCCCCUCUUACAUAAUUUUAUGCCCGAGUAAGCUUAAAAAAAACCCAAAAAAAAGUAUUCCUUCUGGCGUUUACUUUGGCCCACUAGGAAUGUCCCUAAAAUGGCUCUUUUCAACCAAAAUCCGUUCAGAAUCAUCGCAGCAUUUUAAACUAAAUGAGCUAUUUUUAUUAGUUUCUCUCGCUAUCCUAAACACCAAAUAAAACUGGAUUAACGCAAAGUCACCCUUGCCUUCAGACAGCCGCCAUGCAGCCAAACGCACAAGUUUUACUGCUCUUUACGGAAGCCAUACUAGAAAAAUCUAUAUUCACAACUGUAAUAUAUAUAUAUUUGAAUAAGCAGCAAGCUAAAGAUGAACGCUAACUGGGCUGUGCGCCAGGAAGAUUUUGCUCUGGUUUUGAAAGAGGUCAACAUAAGAUGUGUGUAGGUUUGAUAUUGCUCUCCAAAUGUAAAGAGGGAAAACAAAAGUGAAGUCUGCUCUAUUUUUGUUUGCUUGUAAAUAAAGUCGCAGAAGGUAGCCCUUCGCAGAAGCAGGGUCUUUUCUUGGGGCUCCUCUGACAAACCAGAA
Messenger RNA from Corythoichthys intestinalis (scribbled pipefish), 4746 nucleotides. RefSeq names its product mitoferrin-2-like. Bases 125 to 1294 code for a protein of 389 amino acids. Gene Ontology annotation, molecular function: ferrous iron transmembrane transporter activity. Gene Ontology annotation, biological process: iron import into the mitochondrion. Lineage: Eukaryota; Metazoa; Chordata; Actinopteri; Syngnathiformes; Syngnathidae. Gene Ontology annotation, cellular component: mitochondrial membrane. The record is from RefSeq and is a predicted model, not a curated record. The transcript is spliced from 4 exons.